AUGGCAGGUAAGCUACUUUUGUAGCCAGGAAAUGGUCCCCAUACCACUCACUCGUUGCUGUGUGGCCUGAAUGCAAGUUUAACUUGGCUAGCUAGCGUUUACUGACAACACAUAAUUUGACUCUAAAUCGGUUGGUGAACUGGCGCUAAUGAUUCCAAUAUUGUUGUUAUGCAGGAGUUGUCGGUGGAAAUGAUUUUCAGUGGUGUUUCUCACAAGUGAAGGGGGCAAUAGAUGAAGAUGUUGCGGAAGGUGAGUAACUAGCUAAUGACAGCUUGCUAACUAGCUAAGUUAGGUAGGUAGCUGACCGUUAAGUGUUUGAGCUAAAAUGUGAUACUGAGGCGCUAACUUAUUCUUCCACCAACGACGCCUUUGACUGACAAUUUUUUCAAGAACAAAGAAGUGAUGACACUGUGCAUGUAUAUGAGCAGCACUCCUGGGCAACGCGGAGUUUGUUUUUCUAACUAGCUAGCUAACGUUAGCUAGCUUCUCUUGCUUACAGUCGGCUAACGUUAUAACUACCCAAACAACUGUCCCCAGUAACUUAUGUCCCGCACAUGUAUGUAACAUGUAAUACGAAUUAGGCAGUCAGAGUACGUCUUAAAUAUUGUAAUUUAUGUAGGCUAGUAAGAUAAACGUACUGUCGUAAACUAACGAGUCAUCUUGCUAGCGUAGUUAUUAAGCUAGCUAGUGGGAGCGAUUUGUCAAUGACGUCAAAGGUCUGCGUCGGGAACAUGGCAGUAUACGUUUGUUUCUGUUUUUCUUGUUGAAAUUCUAUAAAUUUUGAAGGAUACAAAUUCAAAUGUGUUACAAAAAUCUAUACAUCCUUCUUAAAAAUGGUAACACAACAUCACCAACAGAUAAACACAAAAACAGAAACACAUACAGGGUUUUUACAUUAAAACAAAUUUAAAUAGCUUAGGGUAUCAAUUGAUUUCAUUGCCUUCAUAUUGUUACAGAGCAUAAGAUUCAAUGUGGUAAAGUAAUUAUUUAAAUCUACCAUGAAAAAUAUUGAAUAGGAUGUUUUUUUAUUUUAAAAAUACAUUUUAUGGGAUGUAAUAUUUAGCAAUAAUUAUAAUCAAAUUAAUCACAUAUUUUUUGUUACUGGAGAAUCUUGGAUUAUCAAAAAACAAAAAGAACCUCACAAGCUUGCAGAUGAUGUCCCUACCAAAUAUUUUACCCAAGCCCAGCCGAAGAUCCACCCAGAACAUAGUCACAUACACACAUUGGAAAUACAAAUGCCCAAGUGAUUCUGGCCCAGAUUGACAAAAUGUACAUUUCUCAUAAAUAGUUAUAAUAUAUUUACAAAUACUUUCGUUGGACGGGUAAUAUCUGAGUUGUUUUAAAGAGUGUUUCCCUCACUUUGUUUGUGAGCACAUAUCUGUAUGAUAAACUACUGGUGUAUGAAAAAAAUAAUGUAUGCACUCACUAACUGUAAGUCGCUCUGGAUAAGAGCGUCUGCUAAAUGACUAAAAUGUAAAUGCAAAUGGUGCUUUCAUGACAACUGUGAACUCGAACAAAAAAAACAAAGUCAAAUCAUGAAGUCCGUGAUCUUCAGGUCGGAAAGUCUGGGCUCUAAAAAAGAUGCCAGAGUUUCCGACUUGGCAUUCUGAGUUGGAUGACCAUUCAAAAUGAUUUUCCCAGUCGGAGCUAGUUUUUUUCCCUGAGUUCCCUGUUGUCUUGAACGCACUGAAGUCGGAAGUCUGAGAUUUCAGAGUUCCCAGUUGUUUUGAACGCGGCAUACAUUCUGAUGCAGUAGGGAGGGAGUCAUUUGUGUGUUUGAUUCUUUCAAAGUCAUUUUCCUGGGUUGACUGAUAUAGCAACUAUUUUCAGGGAUGCAGAGGUAGAAAUGCACAAGCUGCUCUGUCGACUACAUUGCAUAGUGUGCACCCGUGAAAGUUGCACCAUGAUUGUUUUUUUUACCAGGUGUUGUCCUUUUGCUGACGUGUAUCUAUUGUAUAAGGACAACCCUUAUACACUUAAUCAUGCUCCAGAAUGUCCUCCUUUCAGCUGAUAUAAUCUCAACGGUUGAAUUCAACCAUUCUGGAGAGUUUCUAGCAACUGGAGACAAGGGAGGCAGAGUUGUCAUAUUUCAACAUGAACAGGAGGUGAAUUUUAUAAUUACCAACUACAUUUAUUUUCAUAAACAGUAGCUAAGUUUCCAUCCAAUUGGCGACAUAUUUUCAUGUAAAUAUUCUAAAUCCGCAUUUUCCCACCAGAGAUUCCAUCAAAUUGACUUGUUGCGGAUAAAAGGCUGUGCGUGAUGACAGUGCACAUAAAAAUUACUUUUGCGGUUAAAUUCCCAUGCACCGGUUUCCAACCCAUUUUCAACUCUAGUGAUGGUUUUGUCACAAAAAAUUGUGCGUUAUAGCGAAUGUGCCCACUCUGGUAUUGGCACGUACGCUCUACUGCUUGCAGAUACCAUGCGGGAUAGCCUAGGCUAUAUGAUGAGAAUAUUAUGAAAAGAGCAAGAUUAUUUUUAUUUGUCAAACAGCAGACUUAUUGGAAAGUAGCAUCAAGCUCAUCACCUUUUACUUUCACCACCCUGUAAAGUUAAUCAUAACUUAUUUCAUCUGCAGCCUAAUAAACUGCAUGCUUUUCUGAGUCGUACUUGGAGGACCACACAUGUCAUUGCGUGACUCCCAAGUCUACUUCGAUAUGAUGGUUACUAUAUUAGUAUUUUCGCAUGAAAGCGUUUCCACCGCCUUUUCUCACAUAAUACAUUUUACCGACACAAAGAUCCCACCUUGUCUAGCGUAUUUUGUUUUGUCGACAUUUGGAAAAUUGACCGCUAAAUUUGCUGUUUCCGUCAGACCUGUAAUUAUGUUAUUUUUUUAUCCGUCGUGCUUUACUCGCAUAAAAAGGUUGGAUGGAAACCUGGUUACUGACAUACAGUUUGGCGUCAGCUAUGAUAGGUUGUUAUGGAAAGAAAUGCACAGGAUGAAAUUCUAAACAUAAAACAUGUUUAAUAUCCAAGUUUGACACGCAGUGCACAUCUACUUUUCUCUUUCAGUGUAAAAAUCGGCCACACCUGCGAGGAGAAUACAACGUCUAUAGCACAUUUCAGAGUCACGAACCUGAAUUUGACUACUUGAAAAGUUUAGAAAUUGAGGAAAAAAUUAACAAAAUAAGAUGGUUACCCCAACAAAACUCGGCUCACUUUCUGCUAUCAACAAAUGGUAAGAAAAUUUUUGCUUGAACCUACUAAGCUUUUUGUUAGGUUAUCUUCAGCCUCAACAUACACAUUUUUGUUUUGUACAGAUAAAACGAUCAAAUUGUGGAAAAUCAGUGAACGAGACAAGCGGGCUGAGGGUUACAACUUGAAAGAUGAAGAUGGACGUCUCAGGGAUCCCUUUAGAAUUACCUCCCUGCGGGUUGGUUUAAUGUUGCUUUACCUUUUAAGAUUUCAGCAAACACUAUACAAUAACAAACACACUCAACAUGCUUAUCGCUUCCACCUCUAAAUCUGUCCUGUGUUUAUAGGUACCAGUGCUGAUGCCCAUGGAUCUCAUGGUAGAAGCAAGUUCUCGGAGGGUGUUUGCCAACGCUCACACGUAUCAUAUUAAUUCAAUUUCUGUAAAUAGCGAUCAUCAAACGUACAUCUCCGCUGAUGACCUAAGAAUUAACCUAUGGCACUUGGAAAUCACUGACAGAAGCUUUAGUAUCCUUUGUCUGAAAAGUUAGCAGUCCUGAAGUCUUCAGCGUCAUGACUUUUAGAUGCAAAUGUUUGCUUUGUCCGAACUACCCUGUUAGCCUAUAUGAGCCUUUAGACUCAUUUCAGUUAAUUUCCUUAACAGUGUGUUCUCAGACAUUGUAGACAUCAAGCCUGCUAACAUGGAGGAACUGACAGAGGUGAUCACAGCUGCUGAGUGCCAGCCAAACCAAUGCAAUGUAUUUGUGUACAGCAGUAGCAAAGGCACCAUACGCCUCUGUGACAUGCGAGCAGCAGCACUCUGCGAUAGGCACACUAAGUGUGAGUAUCCAUAGAGGCUUAUUCUCUGCAUUCUAAAGGAUGUUCAUUCACAGAUAAAUGAGCUUAGAUUUUCUGUCAUUUUGAGUAUCUCUCUCCAUGUUUGUGAUUUUAGUCUUUGAGGAGCCUGAGGAUCCAAGCAGCAGGUCGUUCUUCUCUGAGAUCAUCUCGUCCAUCUCUGACGUGAAGUUCAGUCACAGCGGGCGCUACAUGAUGACACGGGACUACCUCUCCGUCAAGGUGUGGGACCUCAACAUGGAGAACAGGCCAGUCGAGACAUAUCAGGUACUAGGGCUGGGAAGUGUCAGGGACCUCACGAUACAAUAUCACAAUACUUAGGUGCUGAUACGAUAUGUAUUGCAGUUCUCACGAUUCUAUAUGUAUUGCGAUUCGAUGUUCUGCUGCAUAGAGACGAGAGAGCCAUGAAAAAAUUAGUUUUGGUCAGUGAUGGUGCAAAACUGCAAAAAAAUGUAUUCCCUAUUUAAAAAUAAGAUGAAGAACAGGCUAUGAAGGAAAGAUACUGGAGUUUUGGUGCAGGUACAGCCAACUAGCGCAAAAAUAAAGUUGCGAUAUUUUCGAUACGAUAUUAGAUAUUGUCAACAAAAAAAUAUCACGAUAUGUAACUAUUCAUUUUUUGCCCAAUCACUAUCAGGUACCUACCUUGCUCUUCUUAGUGAUAACACUACAACUAACAUCAUUUUCAGUGUGGUCUGCUUACCCACAAUUAUCAAGUUAGGUGUAUAGAAAUAGUUGGAAAGAUGCAAUUAUUUUCCUUUUACACUAAUCAAUGUUCUCCCGUCCAGGUUCACGAAUACCUUCGCAGCAAGCUCUGCUCAUUGUAUGAAAAUGACUGCAUCUUCGACAAGUUUGAGUGCUGCUGGAACGGUAGCGACAGGUAAGAAACCCUUUCUCUGUUUAAGGCAAUCUGCAACUACUAUGUUGUUCUUUGUAAGUUUAAUUAUAAAUGAUCCACUGUUUCUUUCAUUUCUCAGUGCCAUCAUGACUGGCUCCUACAACAACUUCUUCCGGAUGUUUGACCGCAACACCAGGAAGGACAUUACACUGGAGGCCUCCAGGGAGAGCAGCAAACCGCGUGGCACACUCAAACCCCGCAAAGUCUCCACCGGUGGCAAGAGGAAGAAAGACGAAAUCAGCGUGGACAGCCUGGACUUCAACAAGAAGAUCCUGCACACCGCCUGGCACCCCAAAGAAAAUGUAAUCGCUGUGGCGGCCACCAACAACCUGUACAUUUUCCAGGAUAAGAUCAACUAAAAAAAGAAUUGGGCUCCAUCCUGAGGACAAGGCUUUACUGUUCCUGCGUAGUUAAGCCUAGUGGUUUAUCUGUAACAGAAACUAACAGCCCUAUCGUCCUCCUGGUGAAGUUGAAGGCACUUUUCUCCUUUUGUUGCUGCAGGAGGUUGAUUGGUCUGCCUGUUUUAUUUUGAGUCGGAGGUUGAUUUUGCCUUGGGUGAAUCGGUGCCAGGGCAUUGAUCGGACCCUGAGAGCCCACCUUACGUUGAAUGAGUGGAACGGCACUCCCAAGAGGUCAAACUCUUGAACAUUGGUGUUUGUGUUGACAUUUUCAGCCUUCAUUUCAUAAUCUAACAACCAAACUAUGGAAAGCCCUGAAAAUGACCCCUUGUCAUUGUUAUAACACCCCCUUUUGGGCCUUUCUGAAACAUGAUAUUUUGUGGGUUUUAGGCCUACCUGUUAACAUUCCCCCAUUGACCAUGCAUUCAGGCCAAAGCACUUGCAACAGGUCGUGAAUUUGGAAAGUGGACCUUUUCUCCACCCACUCCCUCCUAUCCCCAAUUUAUCCCCCAGACAUGGUAAUCUCACUGACUGUAUCUAUUCAAGUACACCUUUAUGGUGUCAUCCACUUAAUAAAAGUAACUAAAACUACAGCUAUGUGUUUUAAUAUUUAAAACUGUAUUAAAUCAUGUUCUUAAUUGCUUUGCAUGUUUUUAUGUUGUAGAGGUGGGGAAAGAAUUUGUUACACUGCGGUCUUUUGAGUAGUUCUCUCAAGCUAUCUCCAAAGGAACUACUCUGAAGUUUUAGAACCACCAUUUGAGACAGAUCAUGUGCAAGUGUAGAGAUAUUUAUUUCAGUGUUGUUCUCAUUUAAGAUACAGGCUGGAAACUUCAUGGGAGGAGACGCAAGACAAAGGGAAUCUGCAGCCUUAAUACCUACGUCUAUCAAUGACAGCUACUGGUUAUGUCCCCAAAUGUUUUACAAACCUUAUGUGCAUUAUUUUUAAAUUCUAUUUUAUAGAUUUCUCAUUACUGCUGCUAUUUGUGGCUGUCUGUGAAAACACCAGGUAAAUAAUUAGCCAGAGGAAGAGUACUGCACACCAUACAGACCUAUUGAUAUACAGAGUGCCUCCGAAACAUGGAAAGUUGAUGGUUAUUCGUGUAGUAAGAGGACAUUCAGACAAGCCUCUUACAUGUGCCCUUAAAUCAUUUAGUGGGAUGCCACUAAAAUCAAAACUGCAUACUUUGUUUUCCAAGUAAUCAAUGCAAAAAUGAAGGUUGAAUCGACAAACGUACUGAUUACAUUCAAAACAGGAACACUGGUAAUAAAGCAUUUCUCUAUUGAAUCAUUCUUAACAUGGUGGCAAUGUAUUCGCUUGUUUAUGUUGACCAAAGUUAAAUAAAAUCGAAUCAUGUUCAUCUGUAUUAUGCCUCCAUUCAUUUAAAAAUAUAAAAUGAGUCCGAUGGCAUACUGUAGAUGUCUAUUCAGUAAGUUGCAGUGUUCAAAGAAAAUGAGGGAAUUGAUUUCAAAUGCGGUAGGUAGCCUAGCGGUUAA
Messenger RNA from Coregonus sp. 'balchen', 6772 nucleotides. Lineage: Eukaryota; Metazoa; Chordata; Actinopteri; Salmoniformes; Salmonidae. The record is from the annotation of a GenBank genome assembly.